Staurois parvus is the source of this 404-nucleotide messenger RNA. The record is from the annotation of a GenBank genome assembly. Lineage: Eukaryota; Metazoa; Chordata; Amphibia; Anura; Ranidae.
CACAGGUGGGCAGAGCUAGUGGACGCACUGCUGGGCACAGGUGGGCGGAACUUGUGGGUGGCACUGCUGGGCACCGAUCAUCAGGGCACUGAUCAUCAGUGCCCUGAUGAUCGGUGCCGAUCCCUGCUCUGACAACUGCCAGUUCUCGGCAGGCACUGAUCAUCAGUGCCCUGAUGAUCACUGUAGCCCCAUCAGUGCCACCUGUCAUUGCCCAUCAAUGCCACAUACCAGUGCCCAUCAAUGCCACAUAUCAGUGUCCAUCAGUGCACAUCAAUGCCACAUAUCAGUGCCCCUCAGAGCUGUCUUUCAGCGCUGGUUAUAAGUGCCAGUCAGUGUUGCCUAACAGUGCCCAUCAGUGCCACCUAUCAGUGCCAGCCAGUGCCACCUUAAUAGGUGGACAGUCA